Cuscuta epithymum is the source of this 2470-nucleotide messenger RNA. NCBI's taxonomy places the organism in Eukaryota, Viridiplantae, Streptophyta, Magnoliopsida, Solanales, Convolvulaceae. The record is from the annotation of a GenBank genome assembly.
CUUUUAAGUUCCAAAAAUAAGACUAAAUAAUACUUAAGGGACUGUUACACCCUUACUAAGCCCAAACCCACUGGCCUGCUACAGUAACCCGUCACAGUGACCAAAUGUGCAGUGACCAAUGUUAUAGUUACCAAUGACAUAGUUACAAAAUUCAUCCUGUGACAUAGUUACAAAAUUCAUCCAGUGACAGUGACCAAUGUCACAGUGACCAGUGACAUAGUUACAAAGUUCGUCACCCCUAAUCCACCAGUGAGUCAGUGACCAGUAAUCAAAUGCCGCCGCUAAUGACCAUUUCCCCGUUACCGCCGCCAGAGACGAGUACCCCGCUGCCCCCGUCAGUGACCAGUUGCUACCCCCGCCACCAGUGACCAGUCCCCCUCCACCGCUAGUGAACAGUACCUACCUCAGCCACCAGUGACCAGUCCCCCUCCGCCGUCAGUGACCAGUACAUACCCCCGCCACCAGUGACCAGUACCUAUCCCCGCCAGUGACCGGCCCUUUGCCCCACCCGUGACCUAUUUGCGCUGACACCAGAGAGCGGUCCACGACGCCGCAAGUGACCAGUAGGGUCAGUGACAAGUCCACGCCGCCGUCAGGGACCAGUCCUCCACCGCCGCUAGUGACCCAUCUCUACUACCACCAGUGACCAAUCUCGUGCCGCUAUUAGUGACCGGUCCCGCCACCGGCCAACACCGUCGGACACCACCGCCGACUAUCACUACUCCAUCAGUCACAACCCCAUCCUUGCCCCUCUCCUGUGGCCUGCGUCACACAGCCCCCUAGCCCCCCACUAUCCUCGGCCCCUGCCCAACCCCUCCCCAGCCUCAGCUUAAGCCCUACUCCCAAUCUAGUCCCAGCUCAAGCCCUGGCCCAGAUCCACUCCCUCCCCGCCCCCCCUCCCAAGACCUAGCCUUAGCAGUCAGCACGAUGACUAAUCUGCAACCAUCUUUGAUGCUCGCACCAUCUCGAUCUGUUUCCGAAAUCGGCGAAGAAGAGAUCAAGCCCUGUUGUCGUUCCCAUCCUUAUUGCCGUCGUCAUCAAUUGCCUGUCAUCAAUCGUUCAAGGCGGAGAAGACGAACGAUGGCGACCUCGGAGUGGGGCAAGCAGAGGCGAAAGAUAAAUGAGAAGGAGGAAUUGAAGUUCGUAGAGAUGAAGUGUUGCUGCGGUGGCUGGGCGGUGGUGGAGGAGGACAAAUCUGAGAAGGAUCGGUCGAUGGUACUGCUUGCGGAUGGAGGAGAACUGAGGAUGCGGCUGGAGGAGAACGAAGGAUGGAAGGUGGUAGAUAUUCGGUUGAUUUGGGUAACCUCCAACGCAAUCGAAGAAACGAGAUUGGGAGGAAGAAAUCCCGCAAAGGUAAAGAACUUGCCGGGUCUUCAUCUCAAAGCCGAGAUGAUUUUGAAACGGGUUACCAAAGGCGAGAUGGAGAUGCGAUGUCCGAAGAACAACUCCAACAAGAAUUGGCCCGACAUAAUAACCGCUUUCUACAACAACAACAAAUGCCGACGACCAUUGACGAAGAGGAGCUUGAGGAUGAAGAUGCGGAGGAAUUGGAACCGGAGACGGCCGAGGAGGAGGGUGCCGGCAGCCACGACGCCGACGCGCCUGCCUCAUCCCAAACCGCCACCGGUAAUAAAAAAAGUAAGUCUGAACUAAUGAAAAAUAAUUUUGAUAAAUGGAAGGACCCACAAACCGGCUAUUGGCACGCAACUUGCAAGUGGUGCAACAACAAUUAUAGUUUGGGAACCUCCGGCGGAUACGGAUCCGCCGCAAGGCAUCUUAAGGCAAAGCACCCCGUGGAGUACGCAAAAUUAGGCGGCGGAACGGGGAAGCAAACUCAAAUAUCGAGGUUUGCGAAUUCUCAACCUUUUGGUAAUUUCUCCUACAAUGAUGCACAAAAUUUGACUGGUAUGGCUAACUUAAUUUGUGAAGAAAAUUUGCCUUAUUUGUUUUCUGAAAGUCUUGCUUUAAGAGAUUAUGCACAAGGUAGUUUAAAUCCUCAAUUUAGAAAUUAUAGUCGCAAAACUGUUAAGAAAGAAAUAAUAAGGCUUUAUAAUGCGGAAAAGGAAAGGUUACAAAAUUUUUUUGCAAACUUUGAUGGGCGUGUUACUAUUUGUUCUGACAUAUGGGAGGAUGAUUUUCAUCAUUUAUAUUAUUUGGGUCUGACUGCACAUUAUAUUGAUGAGGAUUGGAAUAUGCAUAAACGUGUUCUUGCUUUUCGUGAAUUUAAUGAUCGUCACACCGCUGAACAUAUUUAUAUUUUGAUUGAGCGUAUUUUAAUUGAGUAUAAUUUGAUUGAUAAGGUGUUUGCUAUUGGUUUCGAUAAUGCUACUAAUAAUACUGCUGCUAUACCUAGAUUGCGUGAGUUGUGUGGAGCCAAUUCUUUGAUGGGUAGAUUUUUUCAUCAACGGUGUGCAUGUCAUGUUAUAAAUUUAUGUGUGCAAGAUAGUUUAAAAGCGUUAGGAGAUUCCAU